CUAUCCCACCAGGCUGCGAAUCGGGUGUUUGUGUUGCGUGCAGCAUACUGGGGCAAUAUCAGCAGUCUUCAAGCCCCUGUGAAAGCCUGUUUUGUUGGCUCCCACCUGUUGCAGGAGCAGCUCUUCCUCAGAAAUCGACUUGUUUAUCCACGUGUGGGCGGAGAAAGCACGAGCACACGGGGGCAUGGGGAGCAGCCAAUCAGAAGCGAGCGGCAGCGAGGAGCCUUAAAAGCAGCGAGCGGCUCCUCCGCAGACGCUUUCUGCUCUCCGAGCAUUAACAUUCACUCCGUCUCCUCAGCAGGGACACUGGAAUAUCUUCACCUACUACAACUCCUAAACGAGUUUGAACCUAUUUUUUAUUUUUUGGAUAUUUUUCCCCCCCCCCCCCCUCUAUUCUUGUCGGAAUUUAACCACCGGGAAGAACAAUGCGGCUCAUUCAGAACAUGUCGACUAUUGCGGAGUGUACCGCGCCUGAAUACUCCGUCCUGAACCGGGUCAUCAAAAUAGCUGUUAUCGGAGGCAGCGGAGUGGGGAAGACAGCGCUCGUGGUGAGAUUCUUAACGAGACGGUUCAUCGGAGACUAUGAACGAAAUGCAGGUAAUCUGUACUCCAGAGAAGUCCAGGUGGAUGGAGAUCAGGUGACCAUCCAGGUCCAGGACACGCCAGGUGCAGAGAUGACUGAUAAUGGCAUCAGUCUCCCCGACCACGUGAGCUGCUCCAUUCAGUGGGCAGACGCCGUGGUGCUGGUGUACUCGGUGACCGACCGGCGGAGCUUUGAGCUGAUCAACCAGCUGCACCAGCUGGUGGUCCGUAGCGGUGGUGCCGGCGCGCCCCCAGUGAUCCUGCUCGCCAACAAGGCCGACUUGCUGCACCUGAGGCGUGUUGACUCCCAGCAGGGCCCCUUGCUGGCAGGGACUCUGGGCUGCUCCUUCUACGAGGUCUCUGCCAGCGAGGACUACAACCAGGUGCACGGCGCCUUCCACAGACUGUGCUGCCAGCUCGCCAAGCAGCCGCAGCCGACGCCGCCUCCGUCUGCCAGCGGCGCCACGGAGAAGAGGCGCUCGGCCCUCAUCCCCCGACCAAAGUCCCCCAACAUGCAAGAUCUGAAGAGGCGUUUCAAACAGGCGCUGUCUGCCAAAGUCAGGACUGUGACCUCGGUGUGAGGAGAACUGUGAGCAGAUUAAAGAAAGAAAACAGGAGGUGAACUCUCCUUUCUUUAAAGUCCUGAAUCAGUCUGACUGAAAGGGGCAGGCUGGUGAGAUGAGUGGGUAAAAUAAUAAAAAAA
Messenger RNA from Poecilia latipinna (sailfin molly), 1285 nucleotides. It is a transcript of the gene rasl11b, whose product is annotated as RAS-like, family 11, member B. Bases 426 to 1163 code for a protein of 245 amino acids. NCBI's taxonomy places the organism in Eukaryota, Metazoa, Chordata, Actinopteri, Cyprinodontiformes, Poeciliidae. The record is from RefSeq and is a predicted model, not a curated record. Gene Ontology annotation, molecular function: GTP binding; GTPase activity. The transcript is spliced from 4 exons.